Herpailurus yagouaroundi (jaguarundi) is the source of this 2747-nucleotide messenger RNA. It is a transcript of the gene MOB3A, whose product is annotated as MOB kinase activator 3A. The coding region runs from base 518 to 1330 and encodes 270 amino acids. The transcript has 4 exons. The record is from RefSeq and is a predicted model, not a curated record. Lineage: Eukaryota; Metazoa; Chordata; Mammalia; Carnivora; Felidae.
CCGCGCGCACGGCACGCGCACGCGCACGCUCUCCCUUCUGGGCUGGCCCUGUUUCGCGGAUCCGCUCGCGCUCCUGGCACUGCGCCAGCCCCACCGGUCGGCCUUGAGCCCCUGGCCCGGGCCAAUGACGUCACCGCCCGUUUCCGGUUGCCCGGCAACAGAGAGCGCAGCGGCGGGGAGCAUUCCCCUCCCCCCCGCUCUAGGCCUCGCCCCCUUCGGCUCCGCUUCCGGGGAGGCCUAGGCCGGUAGCGGAAGUGGACCUGGCUGGGCGGGGCGGCGGGGGCGGGCCGUGGGCGCUGUUCCUCCUGGGAGGCGGAGGGGACCGGACGGAAGACGCCGGACGCGGGGCAGGCGCGAGACCCGCCCGACCGGUGGGGGCGUGAGACCGCAGAUCUCGGGGGAGGCCGGGGACGCCGCGAAUCUCCGGUCCCCCGUCCCCGCGGCUGACCGCAGCGCCCUGCCCAGGGCCACUCUGCAGAGGCCUCGCCGGGGAGCACGGGCCGGGCACGGGGCCACCAUGUCCAACCCCUUCCUGAAGCAAGUUUUCAACAAGGACAAGACUUUCCGGCCCAAGCGCAAGUUCGAGCCGGGCACCCAGCGGUUCGAGCUGCACAAGAAGGCGCAGGCGUCGCUGAACGCGGGGCUCGACCUGAAGCUGGCCGUGCAGCUGCCCCCCGGCGAGGAGCUCAGCGACUGGGUGGCCGUGCACGUGGUGGACUUCUUCAACCGCGUCAACCUCAUCUACGGCACCAUCGGCGACGAGUGCACGGAGCAGUCCUGCCCGGUCAUGUCCGGCGGCCCCAAGUACGAGUACCGCUGGCAAGACGAGCACCAGUUCCGCAAGCCCACGGCGCUGUCGGCCCCCCGCUACAUGGACCUGCUCAUGGACUGGAUCGAGGUGCAGAUCAACAACGAGGAGCUCUUUCCCACCCACGUUGGCACGCCGUUCCCCAAGAACUUCCUGCAAGUGGUGAGGAAGAUCCUGUCGCGACUGUUCCGCGUGUUCGUGCACGUCUACAUCCACCACUUCGACCGCAUCGCGCAGAUGGGCUCCGAGGCGCACGUCAACACCUGCUACAAGCACUUCUACUACUUCGUCAAGGAGUUCGGCCUCAUCGACACCAAGGAGCUCGAGCCGCUGCUUCGUGCCUCGAUACCCUCAUCAUUGCUCCCGUAUCGAUGCUUCCAGUUCUUUCUGGGGCCAGCGAGACUUCCCCAGGCUGUGUGUAAAGGACGUGGGCUGGUGCUGAUCUGCCCGCUGCUCCUGCACACCGAGGCUCCCGGGGUCUUGCCGUCGUGCAGAACGUGGCAAGAUGUCUUCGUGCCUUAGCGUUUACGCGUUGCCGCAGCCGCUCUCCCUCGACAACGCUGCCUUUUUGGCCCUUCACAGAAUGGCUUGGGCCCCCCCCCCCCGCCCCCACCACCCGGUUAUCUGUUCCGUUGUUCGUAAGGUUUGGCGAGAAAUGAAGCCUGCGGGUCCCUUGAGACCGGAUCUGCUUUUCUGGGGUGUGGUUUCUGUCCUUCUCGUCUCGAUACCUGACGUCCCGCUCGUUCUUAACAGAAAGAAAUGACCGCACGGAUGUGCCACUGAGCGCCGCUCGGCCCUGCGGCCACCGAGGCAGUGCCCAGGGGACACUCUAGCCUGAGGGCCACGUCUCCGGAACAUGGGCCCAUGCUUUCUAGAAAGCCCAGCAAGUGAUCGGAGCUCCAUGCUGUCACGGCUACGCUGAGCGCCGGGGUCGAGUCCUCCCCGAUCCCAGAUGCAGCAGCCGUGGGUCUGGCCUGUCUCCUCGGCCGGCAUUGAACUUGGACUCCGUGGUUGUAUGUGUUGGGCACCUGGGAAAACCCACUGUGUUUGUAAAGCACUUGCGUUUGCCCAGUGGGCCCGCACGGACCUGUGCCCUGCGGGCAGCCGGCGCCUGGGAGCCCCGUGUCUGCUUCACGACAGGUACGACAGGGACCCCACAGCCUGCCUCCCGGCCCCCCCGGGCCCCUUCGUGGAUCAUGAAAGAUAUGAUUUUUCUUUUCCUACACGUGAGCCUGCCUUCCCCUUUAGAAAAAUAUCCCCUCUCCCGUGUGGACAACACAGGAUGAGUCCCCUGGAACCGCUCUCCUGGGCGGGAUCUUUGAGUCUUGCCAAAUGUCCUCCUGCAGAGCCUGCCAGCUUCACAUCAAAACCCUCCGUUUGCGUGGCCCUGUGUGGCUGUGGGAUCUGAAUCCCACCACCGUCUCCCACGGUGCCCUGGGAGGGGUGGCCAGGGCCCCGUCGGGGGCUGCACCGAAGUGACCACGGGAAGCCCCGUUCUGCCCCGAGUUCGUGCCUCUGCCUGCCCACACAUCCUCCGUGGCCUCUCGCCGUGGCUGCCCUUCCAGUGUGGACCGUGCCGACUCAGUACCUCUGGGUGUCUGGGAUGCUCGCAGACGUGAGGGGCACCGUCACCCAACACCGAACAAGUGCAAUUAACAUGAGCUCGGGCCUCGGUCCUUCCGGAAGCCUCCGGGGCCCAGCUCAGGGGGGGGGGGCCUGGCAAGGCAGCCUCCCAGGACGAGGAAACUGUCCAGUCGAAUGUCGCCCCUUCACAUGCAAGACCACAGCCAAACCGCAGAACCACUGUGCGCCCCAGGGUUCCCAGCUGCUCCCGCCGUGCGGCCAGGCCGGGGACGGUGGCAGGGACCCUCUGCAUCCUCCCCGCCCACGGGUGUUCCCACCCGAGCAUCAGAAUAAAUUGUGCCAUUUUUGUACCCGC